This is a messenger RNA of Penicillium bovifimosum, 3066 nucleotides long. It is a transcript of the gene rna14, whose product is annotated as cleavage polyadenylation factor subunit RNA14. Bases 1 to 3066 code for a protein of 1021 amino acids. The transcript is spliced from 4 exons. Gene Ontology annotation, cellular component: nucleus. NCBI's taxonomy places the organism in Eukaryota, Fungi, Ascomycota, Eurotiomycetes, Eurotiales, Aspergillaceae. Gene Ontology annotation, molecular function: mRNA binding; protein binding. Gene Ontology annotation, biological process: mRNA 3'-end processing. The record is from RefSeq and is a predicted model, not a curated record.
AUGGCUGAUGACGAAGCUGAAGCCACUUUCCCCCAAGAGCAAGCUACACCUGCCGAACCCCAGGUUUCUACAGAGCAAGAUGGUCAUGGCGAUAACUCAGAUGCAGACUCGGAUGAAUACGACCCCUCACAGGGUUGGGAAGGACAGUACUCGAAUCCUAUCAACGACAGCAAUCAGCUUGAAGCAGGCCCCGUUGAUGCAUCUGUUGCAGAUGACGAGGAAGAUUCCGUCCCCAAUGCGAUCGACGCGCCAGAAACAGAGGCUGACCAGACCAGCGCUUCUGUCGAGCCUUCCCAGGACCCUUCACGUGCUGAGUCGUCGACCCCCAUGCAACUGUCUGGUGCCACUGAGACACCCAGGGCCAGAACUAUUGGGGGAUUCGAGGUUGAUGAUGAGGAUGACCAGGGUGAUGCGGAUUAUGAGCCGCCGGCGGUACUCGGGGGCGAGGAUGCUGAUGCUAUGCCUGUGACAAUGUCUGAAGAUCCCAGCUCAGGAAUUGCAAAUCAAAAUACUCCCCCGGAUGUAUCUUCACACACUGCUGAGCAGACACCUGCCAGUGGACCAGAUGUUGCCAAUAGUUCUUAUUCUCCUGCUCCUGUCUCUAAUAUUGAUCCUUCUUCUGUUCCUGUCCAAUCGCACUGGGCUGCGCAAGAUUUGCAAUCCGCAACCAUGCAGAACAGUACUACUUCUACUCCUGUACCUGAUUCCCCUGCUGCCAAGGGUCGGCUGGCUCAUGACCGUGUGGGAAUACUGGAAGAUCGCAUCCAGAAAGAUCCCAGAGGUGACAUCCCUGCCUGGUUGGAGCUAAUAGCCGAGCACAGAGGUCGCGGAAGGCUAGACAUUGCGCGCGAGACCUACGAUCGUUUCUUCGAGGUGUUUCCUAUGGCGGCUGAUCAAUGGGUGGCAUAUGCCACCAUGGAGUCUGAACUCAAUGAAUUCUUCCGCCUGGAGCAGAUUUUCAACCGAACACUCCUCUCCAUUCCCAGUGUCCAGCUCUGGUCUGUUUACCUCGACUACGUCCGACGUCGUAAUCCUUUGACAACAGAUGCUUCUGAGCAGGCGAGGAAAACAAUCUCAUCUGCUUACGAUCUGGCAAUUCAAUAUGUCGGGAUGGACAAGGAUUCUGGAAACAUCUGGACAGACUACAUCGAAUUCAUCCGUUCCGGUCCAGGUGUUGUCGGUGGACCUGGAUGGCAAGACCAGCAGAAGAUGGAUCUUCUCCGGAAAGCGUACCAACGAGCCCUCGGCGUGCCAACUCAAGCUCUUAAUACUCUCUGGAAGGAGUACGAUCAGUUUGAAAUGAAUUUAAACAAAGUCACCGGUCGACGAUUCCUUCAAGAACACUCAUCAUCCUACAUGACUGCGCGCAGCUCAUACACCGAGUUGCAGAAUAUCACUCGGGACUUGAUCCGCACUUCGCUCCCGCCGCUGCCUCCUCUUCCAGGCUCUGAAGGCGAUGUGGAAUUCGCAGCACAGGCAAAUAUCUGGAAGCGCUGGAUGGCGUGGGAGAAGCAAGAUCCCUUGGUUCUCAAAGAGGAAGAUCUUUCUGCUUAUAAGUCACGCGUGGUGUAUUUCUACAAACAGGCUCUCAUGGCAAUGACAUUUUUGCCCGAAAUGUGGUUCGAUGCUGCCGAGUUCUGCUUCCAGAAUGAUUUGGAGGAUGACGGGACGGAUUUCUUGAAGAAGGGCAUUGAAGCUAACCCAGAGAGUUGUCUCUUGGCAUUCAAGCGCGCCGAUAGACUCGAGGUUGCUUCCGAGUCUGAACAAGAUUCCGCCAAACGUGCGCAGAAGGUUCGGGAACCGUACGAUAAGCUGCUUGAUGCACUUUAUGCAUUGAUCAGCAAGGCGCGUGACCAGGAAACCCAGGAUGUUGCACGUAUCGAAGCCAGUUUCCCAUCGACCAAUGCCGAAGGCCAGGCUCAGGAUGAGGACGAUGCUGAUCCAGAAGCCAAGGAAAGAGAAGCGGCCAAGAAGGAGCAGAUCGAUGCAGUGCGCAAGGCUCAUUCUACUCAAAUUAAUAUCAUUUCGAAGACCAUCUCGUUUGCAUGGAUUGCACUCAUGCGCUCCAUGCGCCGAAUCCAGGGCAAGGGCAAACCAGGAGAAAUUGCGGGCUCGCGCCAGGUCUUCGCGGAAGCCCGGAAGCGUGGUCGCAUCACCAGCGACGUCUAUAUCGCCAGUGCUCUGAUGGAGUACCAUUGCUAUAAAGAUCCUGCAGCGACUAAGAUCUUCGAGAGAGGCGCCAAACUCUUCCCGGAGGAUGAACACUUUGCGCUCGAAUACUUGAAACAUCUUCUUGACAUCAAUGAUACUAUCAAUGCCAGAGCCGUCUUUGAAACCACGGUCAGGAAGCUAGCGUCCAACCCCGAGAACGUGCACAAAGCCAAACCUAUCUUUUCCUUCCUCCAUGGUUACGAAUCUCGCUACGGCGAUCUCACCCAGGUGAUCAAUCUGGAGACUCGCAUGCGCGAACUUUACCCGGAGGAUCCUGCUCUUGAGCAAUUCGCUAGUCGUUACUCUAACAGCAUAUUUGACCCUACAUCCGUCCAACUGAUCUUGUCACCGUCCCAGACCCGGCAAAAGAUGACCAUGACAGGAUUCCCUCCGGAUGUCCACGGCUCUCCCAUGGCAAGAUACAUGGAUACCUCACUCAACUCACCAAAGCGAGCAUAUCCUACUGACGAAUUUGAUGAUGAUUCAAAUCGCCCACGAAAAUUCAUUCGUGCCGACUCGCCUAUGAAGAGCGCUCAAGGUCGGCGCCUCGACCAGCCGAAGCGUGUGCAACAGCUGAAUGGGCAAUCCGUCUCAUACAGGCCGCAAGGUUCUCCAGCUCCCUUGCCUCGCGAGGUGGUCAAUCUUUUGAGCAUCAUCCCUGCUGCGUCUUCGUACAACAUUGCCCGCCUGUCCCCCGAGAAGAUGGUCGAACUUCUUCGCCACGUUGACAUUCCUUCCGACAUUUCCCAAGUUCAAAUUCCACAGAAUGUACACGGAUCUAGUGGAGGCCAAACCCAAGGUGGGGGAAAUCCGUACUCUGGUAAGAUCACCCAUCUCCUCUCCUUAUUUGCAUGA